AUAAUCAGCUUCUGCUAGUGAAAAAUGUUUUAUAUGCAGAGAUUUCGACUGCAAACUGGAUGAUAAGAUCCACUGAAUUUAUAGCAACAAUUUAUUAUCCCAAACGAAUAGAUUCUUCAGAGAUACUCGGUUCGAUUUCCUACAAGUAUAUAAGCCCAUUAUACAUACUGUUUACUAUUUAUUUUGUUAUGAUUAAUCUCUGGCCCGGUUAAUUCUGCUCUUCCCAAUAGUAAAGGUUACUCAGUAGCGAACAUCGCAACCAUCAAAAAAAAUUAAAAAUUUUAGAGAGGUGUAGUUCGAAGCUUCUCAAUAGAACAAGACCUACUAGAAAAGUCAUAGAGAACAAGUAAAGACGUACUUGUGAGAAGAGGACAGACACAUACAUUUAUCAAUAAAUAUUUCAAGAAAGAAACAAAGAAAAAAUUAGUACACAAGUCACAUCAUGAGUAGCAAAGAAGUAAUACAAUUGACUCAAGAAGAGAUGGAUGCCGUGAUAUACGAUGCCAGAGAAGGGGAUUUAGAAACUCUUAAAGAGAUAUUUGAAGAGAUAGGUCCCGAAGUGUUGACAACUAUAAAAGAUGAUAUAACAUUGAGUACUCCUUUGCAUAUGGCUGCUGCCAAUGGUCAUGUUGAAGUAGUUAAAUAUCUUUUAUCUCUUUUACCUCAUGACAAAGCUAUAGAGUAUGCUUCUGCUACCAAUGAAAGUGGUAAUACCGCCUUACAUUGGGCUGCCUAUAGUGGACAUUUACCAGUGGUUGAAUUAUUAGUUGAAGAAUAUAAAGUCGAUGUAUUUUUAAAGAAUAAGUCAAAUCAUGAUGCUAUAUUCGAAGCUGAGAACAAUAAUCAAACUGAAGUUGAUAGCUGGUUUUUAAAUAAAUUCGCGGUUGAAGAUGACUUUAAAGUCGAAGAAGACGGUGAAAACACUAAGAUUACAUAUACUCCAGGAUCUGAAUCCAAAGAAGCUGAUGAACGUGCAGCUAAGGCUAAGGAAGCAGAACAAUUAAAGCGAGAAGAGCUUGAACAAAAAGCAGAAAAUUUACGUAUUGAUGACGAUAACUAGAUGAAAGACAUCGACUAUGAUUUUCUCCUUGAAGCCAUCUAAAUUAGCAUUUAAACCUUACAUACUUGUACAAUAUACAUAUAUAACUUUAUAAAUAUAAAAAAAAUAUCAUUAG
Messenger RNA from Scheffersomyces amazonensis, 1175 nucleotides. RefSeq lists its product as uncharacterized. The transcript has a single exon. Gene Ontology annotation, cellular component: ciliary inversin compartment. Lineage: Eukaryota; Fungi; Ascomycota; Pichiomycetes; Serinales; Debaryomycetaceae. Bases 443 to 1060 code for a protein of 205 amino acids. The record is from RefSeq and is a predicted model, not a curated record. Gene Ontology annotation, molecular function: protein binding. Gene Ontology annotation, biological process: protein localization to ciliary inversin compartment.